CUUUAAGAGAUAACCGGAAGAGUCACACAUCAUGACGUGAUGAAAUGCGCGCGCACUUUGAGGAAAAGAAGCAGUGUGUGAGAAGAAGAAAAGUGUAAUAAACAGUGUUAAAGACAUGCUGAAGUACGCUUGUCUUUAACAUCACAACACAAUGGCAGCAGAGCAGCGCAUCAGAAUGCUUGCGUUUGGAGGAGAUGUGCUGGUUUUCCAGAGCAAGACUUUCGGCACAAAGGCCCGCGGCUCCGAGGUGUCCUUCUUCCGUUUCUCCUUCAACCAAGACUCGCAGAUGUUCUCCAUUAAAGAGCAAAACACCAUUCACAAAGACAGCUCUGCGGAGAUCGAGAUUAUUCACUGCUGCGCUGCUCUGGAUCAACAAAAACGGCAAAAAGUGCCUUGCGUUUUACUGCGGCUGUGCAAAAAGAGAGCAUCUGCUUUUAAAUACAUGCUUUACUCCAUAUGCAAUGAUGUGAAGCUUCAUGUGGAGUUUGUGUUAGUGCACAAUAUUAGGGAUCGGAUUUCAAUACUGCAAGGCCCCAUGUUUACAUGGAGACAUGAAAAUGUGGUUUACCAUGCAUCUUUGAAGGAUGGAGGAGUGAAGGAAGCGCAAAUUCCCUUUAAAGUCGAUUUCAUGCAUGAGCUUUCCAGAAAAAUAGUGGCACCUAAAGAGCAAGACCUGUUUUAUUUAAUUGAAGAUGCACAGAUAUUAGACGCUGCACGUCUUGUUCCUGACGCAUACAGAUCUGUGCUGCAAUGCAUGAUGGUUUUGUCUGCUGAAGAUGUGCAUGGAGAUUUAAAAUCAGCUGUUUUGGCGGCCACGAGCAUGAAACAGCUGGUUUACUUUGAGGACUGUGUUCCUCAGGAUGUGUGUGUUCUUCCAUAUGAGCGGCCGCUGGAUAUUCAGAUUCUUCACACGCUGAAAAAUGAGUGUCUUAUUGCGGUGAGCUUCGCUCAGGGGCAUGUCUGCGCGGUGUGGAAGGACACUUUCCAGGUGGCCUGCUGCUGGUCUUCUGUUCAUCUUCUGCUGGUGGAUGAUUUUCUGCGCUGCGGCUCUGAUCAGAUGCUCCUGCUGUUUGAGGACUGCAGCUCAUCAGAGCAGAUCAACACGUUCCUGCUGACGGAUCUGUGCGGCGUCACACAUUCGCACGGCCGGACAGACAGUGAGGUCUCGGACACAUCAGACGAGGUGCAGGAGAACCACCUGCUCACCGUUCAGGCUCUGGACUCCCGAUUGCAGAGCGGUCUGAUGUAUCUCGAGGAGCUCCAGAGAGACGUGCAGGUCAAAGACAGACUCGUCCAGCAGACUCUGAGUGCUCUGGCUGACCUGCUGUCCGGCAAACAUCAUCUCACACCCACCCCAGAACAGGUUCAUACGCUUAUGGUGAUGAUUAUUAUGAUGGUGAUCAUUAUCAUGAAGUUGUUGGUCCUGAUGUUGAUGGUUUAUGAUGUUGAUGGCCGUUCUGUUAUUGUUGAUAUUGCUGUGUGUUCAGAGGAGGCCAGAGAGGAUCUGCUGAGUCUGAAGGCUCUGCUGGCGGUUUGGCCUCUCCUCAUCAGGUGUUCUGAUCACACUCUGGCUGAUGUUCAGCUCUGGCUCCAGCAGUCUCUGGGUCUCCAGCGUCUGAUGGUGGAUCCACACUUCACUGUAGAUCCAUCUGGAGUCAUGCUCAUCCACUGGGAGCAGAGAUCACCGUUUCAGGCUGUGCUGAGCAUCUACUGCAGGAAUGAGCUGCCUGUGCUGCACUUCCUGCAGGCUCUGUGUGACUUCCUGCCAGCAUCUCAUGAUGUUCGCCUGCUGAAGAGUAGCGUGAGAUCAGCUGGAGGUUUGGCUGAGAGUCUGCAGACUGAGAUCAACACUAUAAAUCAGGGCGUGGCUUCAGUCCUCCAGCGGCCAGAUGAGGAGGAGCUACACGCACAUGGGGAGGAGUCGGCGGAGGAGUCACAUGGUACAACCGAGUCACAGAGGCUGCACAGGCUGAGGGAGGCGUGGUUGAGGGAGAAAGGGCGGAGCUAUGACAGGCUCCGCCCCCUGCUGGACUCCACAGAGUACAGCAGACUCACAGAGCAGCUCAUUCACACACAGAUGAAGACGGAUGAAGAGGCUCUGAUGGAGGUGGCGAAUGAAAGUCUGAAGUGGUCGAUCUGAAUCCACAGCAGAAGAGCGUUUUCUGCAGAUCCUCUUUCACUUUUCCACAGGAAUCAGUUCAUCUGUCAACAGUUCUGCUGGAAAACUGUUUAUAAAUAUAAACUCUAGCCUUAAACGUGUGGCAUCAGUGAGAUUAUUUUAAUGUGAUAAAAUAAACUCAUUCUGCUCACAAAUGCUG
Danio rerio (zebrafish) is the source of this 2318-nucleotide messenger RNA. NCBI's taxonomy places the organism in Eukaryota, Metazoa, Chordata, Actinopteri, Cypriniformes, Danionidae. The record is from RefSeq and is a predicted model, not a curated record.